UUCAUUCUUUCCAGGUUUCUCUUCACAAUCUUCUCAGCUUCAUCCCCCGAUCUGCACCAACACCCAGCCUCUGAGUCUGCACCAGCAUCAAGCCUCUCAACUUCAUCCCUCGAUCCGCACCAACACGAUCAUGAACAACAACGCGGACAAUGA
Neurospora tetrasperma FGSC 2508 is the source of this 153-nucleotide messenger RNA. RefSeq lists its product as uncharacterized. The record is from RefSeq and is a predicted model, not a curated record. The annotation marks the transcript as partial. The transcript has a single exon. NCBI's taxonomy places the organism in Eukaryota, Fungi, Ascomycota, Sordariomycetes, Sordariales, Sordariaceae.